ACUAAGUAAUGAAUUACAUCUGCAUUCUUUACACCUGUUUAAAUACAUUUUUUCACUUAAUGAAACCUUAUUGAGGUAUAAUUUACAUACUAUAAAACUCACCCAAUAUAAUUGUAUGCUUCAGUGAUUUUAGUAAUUUACCAGGCAGUGCGGCCAUCACCAGAAUCCAUCACUUGUUUUUAAUUUAUUAUUUGUUUGGGUUUCUUCUCCCCAGGUUUUGGCUCUACUUCUUCCACCAUAAGCUUCAGCAUGGCAGUAUCUCUCACCACUUUCUCUGGUGAGAGAAGUGAAAUGAGCAUCCUGGAAACCAACCAGUACUUGCGCUCCCAGCUGGAAAAAAGCAAACAGGACUUUCAAGACCUCACAGAGAAAUUCCUCAUGUCCCAAGCUACUGCCUACUCCCUGGCCAAACAGCUGCAGAAAUACAAGUGUGAAGAGUACAAAGACCUCAUUGAAUCUGUGCUGGAGGAGGAAGUGCUGUUUGAGGAGGGGGAGCUGGCAGAGAAGAUGAGA
This is a messenger RNA of Aethalodelphis obliquidens (Pacific white-sided dolphin), 513 nucleotides long. Its product is annotated as neuroblastoma breakpoint family member 6-like protein. The transcript is spliced from 2 exons. The record is from RefSeq and is a predicted model, not a curated record. NCBI's taxonomy places the organism in Eukaryota, Metazoa, Chordata, Mammalia, Artiodactyla, Delphinidae. The annotation marks the transcript as partial.